AUGGCUGGGAACUCCACCACCACAAGUGACCGAUCCACUCAGAAGCCUUCAGCUUUCAAGUUAUUCGGCUUUCAUGUCACAAAUGUUCAUCAAGAAGCCCUCCCAAGCAAGGAAGAUGAGAACCAACAGCUGGAAUGCAUGAAAUUCAGCUGUCAGUACUGUAAAAAACUGUUUGCAAACUCUCAAGCUCUAGGAGGGCAUCAAAAUGCACAUAAGAGAGAGCGCCAAAGCUUGAAGCAUCGCCAUCAACUGCGCGGUAAGGGUCAUCGCUUGAUUGCUCCAGCUCCACCACUACCACCGUGCCUCGCGGCUGCACGGUGGCCUCAAAAUGGCUACGGAGUGCGAUCACCAUGGCUGCAAUGGUCCCCGGCUUUUCAACAAUUUUGUGCUCGUUAUGGUAAUGACGGCACUAAUGCAAAUCGGACAUUGGCUGUUAAAGGACAAGGGAGUGCAAAUGUGGAUUUAAAUCUUAAACUCCGUCCUUCUAAUUAUAAUUAG
Daucus carota subsp. sativus is the source of this 498-nucleotide messenger RNA. RefSeq names its product zinc finger protein 6. Gene Ontology annotation, cellular component: nucleus. Lineage: Eukaryota; Viridiplantae; Streptophyta; Magnoliopsida; Apiales; Apiaceae. The coding region runs from base 1 to 498 and encodes 165 amino acids. The transcript has a single exon. The record is from RefSeq and is a predicted model, not a curated record. Gene Ontology annotation, molecular function: DNA-binding transcription factor activity; transcription cis-regulatory region binding. Gene Ontology annotation, biological process: trichome differentiation; trichome morphogenesis; gibberellic acid mediated signaling pathway.